This is a messenger RNA of Abrus precatorius (Indian licorice), 446 nucleotides long. RefSeq lists its product as uncharacterized. The record is from RefSeq and is a predicted model, not a curated record. The coding region runs from base 3 to 434 and encodes 143 amino acids. The transcript has a single exon. Lineage: Eukaryota; Viridiplantae; Streptophyta; Magnoliopsida; Fabales; Fabaceae.
CCAUGACAAAACAGAGCCAUAGAAGGAAAGAGAGCUAUCUAAGCAGGUACAUGAAGGCACCCUUCAGGUUCCUAAUGAAGGCAAGGGACAUGUACGUACGAGGCAUGAUCGAGUGCUCCACCCACUUCUCCUACGUCAACGUUUCCAUGGGAUGUCCCUCUGGCCAGGUCUGUACCCUUCCUAGAAGCUUUAGCGUUAACUCAGAGACCAACGAUGAUGAUUUCAAUGAGCUCGUAAGGGCUGCGUCCCUUAAAAGCUUUGGUGAUCGAAGACAACCAGUGAUCAAAGUGCCUCGUAGUCGUAGCGUCGCAAUUGGAAGGAUCGACGAAGACAAGCCAUGUGACUUUGGAGAUGAUAUGAUCAAGCUCAAGCCCCAUAUUUAUCCACGAAGUAGAAGUUAUGCAAUUCGUAGAGGUGGAGCAGGUCUAUUUUAAUUAACAUUUCUU